GAGAGAGAGAGAGAGAGAGAGAGAGAGAGAGAGAGAGAGAGAGAGAGAGAGAGAGAGAGUGCUGGCAGAAAAGACAAACUGUGGAACCAUGUCCUCCUCUGAAUCUAACAGCCACAGCAAGAGACUGCCCUCUGAGACAGAGCAUGCUCAGAGGGUCCUGGAGCUGGACCACACGCAGCAGCUGAAGCUCCGGGAGAGGCAGCGUUUCUUUGAGGAGGUUUUCCAGCACGACGUUGACGUCUACCUCUCUGCAGCCCACCUCCAGAUCGAGCACAAGAGACCGCCCAUCGGUAGCAUCUCUUCCAUGGAGGUGAAUGUGGACAUGCUUGAACAGAUGGAUCUCCUGGAUAUCUCUGAUCAAGAGGCUUUCGAUGUCUUCCUCAGCUCAGGGGCAGAGGAGGGCAGCGUUGCCACAGCUCUGGCAGACGACGACAGUGACGUGUACCAAGACGAUAUCACGCUGCAGGUACCCGGAGAAACCAAAUCUCGCACGUCCUCCACAUCCUCCACCUCCACAGACCCCUACAGCCUGGACACUAGCGAAGAGGGGGCGGAGACCCCCGUCGUCCAAUCAGACGACGAGGAUGCGCAAGCCGACAUGGAACUACUGACAGCCCCGCCCCUCCCCCAAGACAAGGAUCAGCCAGACCACGCUUCCUAGCAGCACCUCCACUGUCUUAUUGAGUUACUGCACAGCUAAACCUGCUUAGAACCAUUACAGCUAGUCAUAGAGAAGUGGUCUUUAAACACUGGAGAUGUGUGUACAGCUUGCAUCAGAGCAGGCACUGUAUGUAGACAGGUCUCUUCUGGUGGUCUUUGAUACCAGUUUGACUGCACUGGGUGUAGCUUUUCUGAACUCAUAAAUUUUAAAAGCACUCAUUAUGCUUUUUAUGGGGUAGUCAUUUUUUUCUUCACUCUCCAUGACUUUUUAAUUUGCAGAAUCUCUUUGAAAAAGUUUCUUUUCCAACGUUAAAUUGCGAACAGGCGUUUCGAUUCUGUAACAGCCCCCAAAAAUAAAUAAAGUCUGCCUGUCAUCACUGUUUAUAACUAGUUCUACUCUAUAAACAGCGUUCGUCAGGUUCAAUUUAUAUUUACAACUGGCAAACUACCGUUGCCUUAUUAAGACUUUUUUUUUAAUUAGGAAAAAGGAUUGCAGUUGAUAAAUGUAAAACAUAGAAGAGUUCUACUUUUUUGUUAAGUUGAAAGAGUGAUAUGAAUAUGAGCACAAUGACUUAGAGUUACAGAUAUGAAUAAUCUCCAGGUACACUUCAUACAUGGGAUUCGUGGUGGGUGGCUAGAUGGGAGAGUAUAUAGAGAUUAUGUACAGUCACACCAUAUGAACUGUCAGAGAUGCCAAGACUUCCUAACACAUAGUCAGGGUUACCAUAUGGCUCCGUGCUCGCUGGGACAGUUCAUUAUUGUCGUCUUUUAAUUUGCAUCUCAAUGAAUUCUGGUACAUUGCAUCUGUCUCACGCACCUUUUAAUUUGCAUCACAAUUAAUUCUGGUUCAUUGUAUCCGUCUCACGCAUCUUUUACAGUAAUAGUUACAGGACUAAGGGGAAAAAUAACUAGUACCCAUGAUGCAGUUUUUUUUUUUACUAUUAGCAUUCAGUCACUUCCUAUGUAAGAGUGUUUUCAUUUACCUUUACCUUCAAUAAACACUUUAUAAGCGAUUAA
Messenger RNA from Polyodon spathula (Mississippi paddlefish), 1677 nucleotides. RefSeq names its product dysbindin-like. The transcript has 4 exons. The record is from RefSeq and is a predicted model, not a curated record. Bases 89 to 661 code for a protein of 190 amino acids. Gene Ontology annotation, biological process: negative regulation of protein kinase activity. Lineage: Eukaryota; Metazoa; Chordata; Actinopteri; Acipenseriformes; Polyodontidae. Gene Ontology annotation, cellular component: cytoplasm.